AUGUGGGGUAGACGGAGGUUCCUGUCCAUGCCACUGGUGAUCGGCGCCGUCGUAAUCGGAGUUGUCUCUGGAAAAGCUAUAUUUGGACCCCCACUCGAUGAGUACUGGAAGAAAAAGCAACAAGAAGAAGCCGCAGCCACAGCAGCAGCGAAAGAAAAUGAGCAAGCCUCUCAGAGUUGA
Molecule: messenger RNA, 180 nt
Organism: Oldenlandia corymbosa var. corymbosa
Lineage: Eukaryota; Viridiplantae; Streptophyta; Magnoliopsida; Gentianales; Rubiaceae
Source: the annotation of a GenBank genome assembly